Messenger RNA from Impatiens glandulifera, 1101 nucleotides. RefSeq lists its product as uncharacterized. Bases 1 to 1101 code for a protein of 366 amino acids. The transcript is spliced from 2 exons. The record is from RefSeq and is a predicted model, not a curated record. NCBI's taxonomy places the organism in Eukaryota, Viridiplantae, Streptophyta, Magnoliopsida, Ericales, Balsaminaceae.
AUGUCUUUGAUGUUCCAAUAUUCGUGUCUUACGAAAGACAACUAUGAUAGUUGGUCUAUCCGAGUAAAGACAUUACUUAGUUCUCAAGGUGCGUGGGAAAUCGUAAAUAGUGGUGGGAUUAUCGAAACUGAUGAGGAUGCGACGUUAGCCCAAAUUCAAGAGUCCGAGAAGAACAAAAAUAAGGAUCAACACACCCUUUCUAUAAUCCACCAGUGUCUAGAUGAUAAUGCUUUUGAGAAAGUAGGAUAUGCCUCGACGUCGAAGGAAGCAUGGGAAAUUCUAGAAAAUUCCCACAAAGGAGUUGUCAAGGUAAAAAAGGUGCGGCUUCAGAUUUUACAUGGAGAGUUUGAAGCUCUUCAUCAAGAAGCAUCGAAAUCUAUUUCAGACUAUUUCACGCGGAUCUUAUCUAUUGUCAACCAGAUGAAGCGAAUUGAUAUCGACAGAGUAAAUGGUGUAAAAUCUCGAGGAAAUCCAAGAGGUAGAGAAAGAGAAAGAGGACGUGGACGAGGACAAGGAAGUGACAGAUACGAAAAGGCACACGUUGAGUGCUACAAUUGUCACAAAUUGAGUCAUUAUGCCCGUGACUACUGGUAUGCCGAUGAUGCGAAAGUAGAAGUCAAUCUCACAGAAGAAAAAGAAACGGAGGAUUCGACGUUGUUGUUGGCGCUAAAUCAAAAAGUUAUUGGAGGAGAAAGUCAAUGGUAUCUUGACAACGUUGCAAGUAACCACAUGUGUGGUGACAAGUCGAAAUUUGUUGAGAUUGAGAAAAAGGCAACUAAAAAUAUCACAUUCGGAGAUGCUUCGAAAGUUCAGAUUGAAGGCAAAUGUACCAUUUUGAUUCAGUUGAAGGAUGGUACACACAAAUUUAUUUCUGAUGUGUAUUAUGUUCUUAAAUUAAAAUUCAAUAUUUUGAGUUUGGGGAAACUCAUGAAAAGAGGCUACCAGAUGUUAAUGAAGGAUCAUAAUCUUUGGCUACAAGAUGGAAGGGCUAACCUAAUUGCGAAGGUGACGAUGUCAAAGAAUAUGAUGUUUUCUCUCCCUAUUCAAACCGAAGGGCCAAACUGCUUGCAAGUAUCCGUGAUGGAUCCAGCGUGGUGUUGA